Messenger RNA from Hansenula anomala, 3405 nucleotides. RefSeq names its product cytoskeletal protein-binding protein SLA1 (gene SLA1). Lineage: Eukaryota; Fungi; Ascomycota; Saccharomycetes; Phaffomycetales; Wickerhamomycetaceae. Gene Ontology annotation, molecular function: cytoskeletal protein binding; identical protein binding; ubiquitin binding. Gene Ontology annotation, cellular component: nucleus. Bases 1 to 3405 code for a protein of 1134 amino acids. Gene Ontology annotation, biological process: regulation of actin filament polymerization; actin cortical patch assembly. The record is from RefSeq and is a predicted model, not a curated record. The transcript has 2 exons.
AUGUCAUUUAUUGGUGUCUAUAAGGCAUUGUAUGCAUACACUCCUCAAUCCAAUGAGGAGUUGAGCAUUGAUGAAAACGAUAUCCUAUAUUUGUUGGAGAAAUCAGAUGUUGAUGACUGGUGGACCGUUAAAAAGAGAGUUGUUGGACCUGAUGCUGAUGAACCUGUCGGUUUAGUUCCUUCAAACUAUAUUGAACCAGCAGACUAUAUUGGAUCCGCUACUGCCUUGUAUGACUAUGAUAGACAAACAGAAGAGGAGGUUUCAUUCAAAGAAGGUGAUCAAUUUCAAGUUUAUGACGAUAAAGAUCCAGAUUGGAUCCUAGUUACUAAAGAAAACCAAGAGUUCGGAUUUGUUCCAUCAAACUAUAUAGAAUUGAAUCUAGGUGGUUCUUCUGCCGCUCCAACUGCUGCUCCAGUUCCAGUUUCUUCAAUUCCACCACCUCCAUCACAUCCAGCACAAUCUAUUCCAAGUUUCCAACCUCCUCCACAAAGGCAAGAUAGAAUUGAAACACCGCCAAAGGACAUUGAACCUGAGUCGAGCUAUGCUCCAGCUCCAAUUUCAAACCAACAAUCCCGUGAUAGACGCAAUGAUUAUGAUGAUGAGCAAGAUUAUGAUGAAGCACCACCUCCAAAACCAACUAGACCAACACAAUCACAACGUCCAUCAUCUUCAUCCCAACCAACAAGAUCACAACCUGAUGAUGAAGAGGAUGACCAACUGUAUACCUGGUCUGUUUCUGAAGUUGAAGGUCGUAAAAAAAAGAAGGCAAUGUUGGCUAUUGGUAAUAGUACUAUUUAUUUUUCACCAGAUUCUGUUCAUGGAGGCACACCACAUCAAUGGAAAUCCAAAGACUUAUUAUCAUUUAGUUCAGAGAAAAAGCAUUUGUUUUUGGAAUUUAGAAACCCAUUAUAUUCCUUGGAGAUUCAUUCGGGUACAAAAGAAGUUGCUGCUGAAAUUUUAUCAGUUUUAGGUGAAUUAAAAGGAGCUGAAUCCGAUAAAGGUUUAAGAGAAGUUGCUGCUGCUGCUUCAUCAAAACCCAAAUCGUCUUCUCUAUCAUCAUCUAAAAAGACUGGUAAAAUUCUAUAUGAUUUUGAAGCUCAAGGUGAUGAUGAAUUGAGCGUUGUGGAAGGUGAUAAUGUUUAUAUUUUGAAUGAUAAAAAAUCUAAAGAUUGGUGGAUGGUACAACUUGUUAAUAGUGGACAAAGUGGUGUUGUUCCUGCACAAUUUGUUCAAAGCACUUCAGAAUCCGGAUUAUCAUCACUGACUAGUAAAUUCAAAAGAUCAAAAUCUAAAGAUAAUAUCCCAAACCCUUCACCAUCUAAAAAGGAGCAAAAAAGAUUACAAGGCCCUAAGGCUUCACGAGUCAGAACUUGGGAAGAUAGCUCUGGUACUUUCAAAGUUGAGGCUGAAUUUCUUGGUGUCGUUGAAGGUAAAAUACAUCUUCACAAGACCAAUGGUGUGAAAAUUGCUGUUGCUGCUCCAAAAUUAUCAAUUACAGAUUUAGAAUAUGUUGAAAAAGUUACUGGUAUGUCUUUGGAACAAUACAAAACUUCAAAGAAAGAAAGAGAUCGUUUGCGCAGAGAAUUGAGAGAUGCAAAGACUGGCGAAGCUGUUGAAUCACCGCCUCCACAACCUGCAAGACCAGGAUCUUCAUCUGCUCCUUCUAAAUCAAGUAGAGCUCCAAGUGCUCCAAAAGAUGAAUAUGAUUGGUUUGAAUUUUUCUUAGAAGCAGGUGUUGACGUCAAUCAAUGUCAAAGAUAUACCAACAAUUUCAACAAGGAACAAAUUGAUCCAAGUAUUAUUGAGUCAAUUGAUUCCUCAAUAUUGAGAACUCUUGGUUUACGCGAAGGUGAUAUUAUUAGGGUAAUGAAAUAUUUGGAUCAAAAAUUUGACCGUCAACCAAAAACUCAAGAAUCAAACUCUCAAGGAGGCUUAUUCACUGAACCAACUGGUGCACUGAAGACAAACCGUACAGGCUCAGCUGGUGGUGUCACAAAUACAUUACCAUCACCAACUAAGACAACACCAUCUAAUGUUGACGAUGAUGCAUGGACAGUUAAACCUGCUGCUACCAACACUGCAGUUGAUCGCCCUCCUUCUGUUUUGACUCAAAAUUUCACAGGAUCAAUGCAAGAUUUGGUCAACUUGAAACCUUUGGCCCCAACUGCCACUGCCUCAUCUACAAAAUCAGUACCUACUUAUGCCCCAGUUCCUUCAAAGCCAUUACAACCUACAAAAUCAGGAGCAACCACUAACACUUCCAACAUCAAUGUCCAAAAAACUGGGGAUUUUAUCCCAUCGCAACCAACUGGUGCCAUUUUAGCGCCAUUAGAUCCUUUCAAAACUGGUGGUGGUAAUAUUUUACCAUUAACUACAGGGGGUGCGUUUGUUUAUUUGCCUAUUCAACAAACCGGUGCAUUGCAAUUACAACCUACAGGUCUGGUUCCAAUCCAACAAACCGGUUUAUUGCCAUUACAAAAGACUGGUGGUAACACAGGUGGUUUGAUGCCAUUGCAAAAAACUGGAGGUGGAUUACCAUUCCAACAAACUGGGUUAUUACCUUUACAAAAAACUGGUCCAUUAGGGGGAUUACCUCAAACUGGUAUUAAUCCAACUGGUUCACUGCCACCAGCAACUUCAUUUGGUCAAACACCAACAUUCAAUCAACCACCACCAACAACGUCGUUUGGAUCACAACCUACAGGUGGUUUCAUACCUCAAAGUCAAUUUGGUUUACAACAAACAGGUCUUGGUGGCCUUCAAACAGGUCAACCAACUGGUGUCUUCAAUGGUACUUCAUUCAACAACUUUCAACCAACUGGUGGAUUUCAACAACAACCACAGCCAACAUCAUUCAACCAACAACCAACAUUCUCACAACAACCAACUGGUUUUAAUGGACAAACACCUUUUAGUGGUCAAACUACUGGUUUCAACGGGCAAACUCCUUUCAGUGGUCAACCAACUGGUUUCAAUAGCAUCUCUAGCCCUCCAACUUUCAAUAACCCACAACAAACAUUUGGUCAACAACCUCAAUUCAAUCAACAAAUGAACCAGUUGACCAAUUCCUUCCAAAAUGCAUCAAUACAAUCCCCUUCACCAUUCCAACAACAACAACCAACUACUUCAUUCUAUCAAAAUCCACAACAAACUCAAUCAUUCGGUGGAUUCCAACCUCAACAACAGCAACAACCAUUCUAUCAAAACAAUGCACAAUCGUUUGGUGGAUUCCAACCUCAAGCUCAACCUUUGCAACCACUAGAAUCACAACCAACUGGGUUUGGAUUUGGUAAUAGUGCACCAAACACAAGCUUUGGCCAACAACCAUUAGGUGCUCAAAUGACAGGUGCUAGUAAGCGUGCUAAUUUGGCGAAUGCUACAGCUGAUAAUCCAUUUGGUUUUUAG